Striga asiatica is the source of this 1023-nucleotide messenger RNA. The record is from the annotation of a GenBank genome assembly. Lineage: Eukaryota; Viridiplantae; Streptophyta; Magnoliopsida; Lamiales; Orobanchaceae.
AUGGCCGAUAGCGAGAAGCUUCCCCUACUCAUGACGACACACGGCAGAUUAUCCCAUAGACAGUCGUUCUACAGUUUGGUGGAUGGCCGGUGGAAGACCACUCAACUCGCCAUCUUAGACUGCAAGCGCAUACUCGGCUCCAGUCACGGAUGGCUUGUCCUCGUGGACUACGUUAGCGGCGAAUCCUGCCUGUGGAAUCCGGUAUCGAUGCGCGAGAUCAGCCUUCCCUACUUGGAUGACUCGUUAUUCUACGAUCGGUGUGUCCUGACUGGGCCUCCCACCGAGCCCGACUGCCACAUCAUCUUUUGUUCAGACGAUACCGCGAAGCGGACCGUAUUUCGAGUUAAGGAUGGCAGCAUCGUCGGUUUGCCACCGGGAGAAGCGGGGGGAGGCGUCGAGCUCAUGGCCUUGGCCUCCUUUCAAGGGGAGAUGUACGGCGUCGUCGACCCAGUCAACGGUGGGGGCUACGAGUUUGUGACCGUCCAUGUGGUCAACGGUGGGGUCGAGUUUAGACCAUUGUUGGACGAGUUGGGUCGAACCUUAAAGGUACCGAUGGCAAGGAUCAAGUGCGUGACAUGGCACGAGAACCGUCUGAUUGAGGCACCGGACGGCGGUGGGUUCCUACUCGUCAUGAAGUUGUUCAGAGGCUAUCCUCUCGACGACGGUGUGGAAUUUAAGGUCUUCCGGGUUGAGGUUGGCGCCACCCGGGUGGGGUGUGUGGAGCUCGACAGUGUGGAUGAGUGGACUAUCUUCCUUAACUAUUGGGGGGACGGGUUUUGCCGUAUCUCUGAGAGACGAGUAUGUCGACCUAAUUCUAUAUAUUUUACAAAUGAGAAAGGCAGAGCGGUAAAAGUUUACGACUUGGGUGAGAAGAGCACGACCACAUUUCUACCUUUCCGUGGUGCGGGACGCUAUAUGUCGGUUAGCUGUUGGGUUGACCUUCCAAACAUUCCUGAGCCUGAGCCUGAGCCUGACCAUGAGCCUGAGCCUGAGCCUGACCAUGAGCUUGAGCUUGAGUCAUGA